AUGCCUGAUUCCGCUGAAAUUGUCAGCGGAUAUCCGGAUCCAACGCGACCAUCUCUAAUGUACAGCAAGCUUCAAGAGAGACGCUUCAAGUACAUGGCCUGCUAUGAUCUCCUAUCAAAAGCGCCGAAGUGGCAUGACUACAAUGCCGCAAUGACCAAAAAAUGUGAACAGAAGAAAAAACCCAGUCCAAAUCCCUCGAGCCCUUUGCCGGCCUCAUUACCUAGCUCGACUUCAGCCGAUACUGUCCACUCGACUUCGGAUGCUUCUGGCGAUGAGACUGUGCGUGGCAAACCGACUCGUCCUAUAGGUUGGAAAAAGGCAAAGGUGGCCUAUCAAGAGGAAAAACUAGAUGCCUCGAAUCAUGAACAUCUUAAAAAGAUGGCUACAGCUCACAUCGAUAUCGCUGAGGUUGCAAAGAUGCAACAUACUGCACUAGCGAGUGGGAUGUCUGCUCAACACUCCGCCCUCAAAUGCCUUUCAGAUGAGGCAAUCAUGAAUAAGGACCUCACUGGGGCUGAUGAUGAUGUCAAGAAGUACUACAUACUUCAACGAAAACGCAUAUUAGAUCGACUUGAACAAGAAAUGGCUACUCCCACUUUAACUCCCGCUCCAGCUUUGGCAUUGACUCCAGCUUCAGCUCCUGCAACGGUUAACCAUGAAAAAUAG
Molecule: messenger RNA, 666 nt
Organism: Puccinia graminis f. sp. tritici CRL 75-36-700-3
Lineage: Eukaryota; Fungi; Basidiomycota; Pucciniomycetes; Pucciniales; Pucciniaceae
Exons: 1
Coding region: 1-666 (221 amino acids)
Source: RefSeq, a predicted model, not a curated record